Lotus japonicus is the source of this 1099-nucleotide messenger RNA. Its product is annotated as glycine-rich cell wall structural protein-like. The transcript has a single exon. Bases 72 to 902 code for a protein of 276 amino acids. The record is from RefSeq and is a predicted model, not a curated record. NCBI's taxonomy places the organism in Eukaryota, Viridiplantae, Streptophyta, Magnoliopsida, Fabales, Fabaceae.
CCACUCCUUGAGAGCUUCCAAGAUACAAACAAGCAUAUCUAGCUAGCUUUGUUUUCUCUAAUUAAAGAAAGAUGGUUAAGCUACAUAGGCAUGUUGGAACUCUUGCAUUGUUGUUCGUGUUGGUGAUAGGAGUAGCUGAGUGCCGAAGACUUGGAGAAGAUGAGAUAGUUGAUGGUAAUAGGGGUGGUGGUUUUGGUGGCGGAGGAGGGUUUGGUGGAGGAGGUGGUGGUGGUCUAGGAGGUGGGCAUGGUGGUGGUGCUGGAGGAGGGUUUGGAGGUGGAAAGGGUGGUGGUGGUGGUAUAGGAGGUGGGCAUGGUGGCGGUGCUGGAGGAGGAUUUGGAGGUGGCAAGGGCGGUGGUGGUGGUAUUGGAGGUGGGCAUGGUGGUGGUGCUGGAGGAGGAUUUGGAGGUGGACACGGUGGUGGCAUUGGAGGUGGACAUGGUGGAAUUGGAGGUGGACACGGUGGCGGCAUUGGAGGAGGAGCAGGUGGAGGUGGUGGAAUUGGAGGUGGACACGGUGGCGGCAUUGGAGGAGGAGCUGGUGGUGGUGGCGGAGCAGGAGGUGGCUUUGGAGGAGGACAUGGUGGUGGCAUUGGAGGAGGUGGCGGAGCUGGAGGUGGUGCUGGUGGUGGGUUUGGAGGUGGUAAAGGAGGAGGCAUUGGAGGUGGACAUGGUGGUGGCAUUGGAGGAGGUGCAGGUGGUGGAGCUGGCGGAGGUAUAGGAGGAGGACAUGGUGGCGGUAUUGGAGGAGGAGCUGGCGGAGGUGCUGGUGCUGGUGGCGGCUUUGGAGGUGGAGUUGGUGGAGGUGGCGGAGCCGGAGGAGGCGCUGGCGGAGGUUUUGGAGGAGGAGUUGGUGGUGGCGGUGGUGCCGGCGGUGGUGGAGGAAUUGGCGGUGGAUUUUAAGUUCUUAGAUCCUUAUGAUAUCAUGUUUCUAUGCAAGAUGAGAUACACUUUCAUAGUGGCAAUAUGCAAGUACGUACAACAGAUGAAUUAAAUAAAUAUGGAGUUUUGUGAUGCUCAUCUAAUGAUGGAGAAAUUAAGUCUAAUAUAAUGCUGUAACGAUUAUUGAUAGUGAAAUAAAAAAUCCCAAGUUUUAUGAA